UGACUGCUGGUGUGUGAAAACUGCAAACCUUGAGUAAUGGUGUUCACAGGUCUAGUUUGAGAGCCUUCUCAUUUGACUAUUUUCAUUGCACUGUUCCACUGUCCUUAGGGGGAAAAGAAUCUCAGCUUUUAAACAACUUUUUAAAGUCGCCCGGACAGGGAAAAUAUGGGGAACUGCUACACAGUAGGACCAAACGAAGCCUUGGUGGUGUCAGGUGGCUGCUGUGGCUCAGACGAGAAGAGCUAUACAGUGGGAGGCUGGGCCUGGGCAUGGUGGCUUAUCACCGACAUACAGAAGAUAACCCUUGAGAUAAUGACCCUGCAACCCAAAUGUGAGGAUGUAGAGACAGCGGAGGGGGUAGCUAUUACUGUCACAGGUGUGGCACAGGUGAAGGUCAUGAAUGACAAAGAGUUGCUGGGUUAUGCUUGUGAGCAAUUCCUGGGCAAGACCGUGGUAGAGAUUAAAAGUGUCAUUCUACAAACCCUGGAAGGUCAUCUACGCUCUAUUCUGGGGACUCUGACGGUGGAGCAGAUAUACCAGGAUAGAGAUCAGUUUGCCAAACUUGUGAGAGAGGUGGCGGCACCUGAUGUGGGCAGGAUGGGUAUUGAGAUCCUCAGCUUUACUAUUAAGGAUGUCUAUGAUAAGGUGGAAUAUCUGAGCUCUUUGGGUAAAUCUCAGACUGCUGCUGUUCAGAGAGAUGCUGACAUCGGAGUGGCCGAGGCAGAGAGAGACGCUGGGAUCAGGGAAGCAGACUGCAAGAAAGAGAUGAUGGAUGUGAAGUUCCAAGCUGAUACAAGAAUGGCCGACUCAAAGCGAGAGCUGGAGAUGCAGAAAGCUGCUUUCAGUCAAGAAGUGAACACUAAGAAAGCUGAGGCGCAGUUGGCCUAUGAGCUUCAGGCAGCCAAAGAGCAGCAGAAGAUCCGACUGGAGGAGAUUGAGAUUGAGGUGGUUCAGAGGAAGAAGCAGAUCUCCAUUGAGGAAAAGGAGAUUGUCAGGACAGAUAAAGAGCUGAUCGCCACAGUGAAGAGACCAGCUGAGGCUGAAGCCUACAAGAUGCAGCAGCUCGCAGAGGCAAACAAGAUGAAAAAGGUGUUGACAGCACAGGCUGAAGCGGAGAAGAUCAAGCGCAUUGGAGAAGCAGAGGCUGGUUCCAUUGAAGCUGUGGGUAAAGCUGAAGCAGAGAAGAUGAGGCUCAAAGCUGAAGCCUAUCAGCAGUAUGGGGAGGCUGCAAAGAUUGCUCUCGUCCUGGAGGCUCUACCACAGAUUGCUGGGAAGGUGGCGGCACCCUUGGCCCGCACCAAUGAGAUCGUGAUCCUGAGUGGAGAUGGUGGCCGUAUAACUGGGGAAGUGAAUCGACUGCUGGCUGAACUACCUGUUUCUGUAAACGCCCUCACGGGAGUGGAUCUGUCCAAGAUACCUUUGCUUCAGAAAAUGACCAACCCUCAGGCAUGAGCACGCCCCUUCCACUCGGCUGCCUUUCCGACACUUCAGCUACAUGCAGUCCUACGUUGAUUGCCUUGAAAGGAAACACUUGAAUGCAGUUUUCUUUCUACAGAAAUUAAUUUUCUAGACCCCUGGUGCCUUACCUCUGCAGGACCAGAUUGUCUGCAUGUGCCCUUUUUAGUGUUUUUCGAUCAUGUUUGUCUUUUUAUUUGUCAUUUUUGUUUAAACAAAGUACCUCAUCAUUAAUAUUCUAUAAAUCAGAGAGCUGUUUCAUAAAAUUCAGAAAUGAGCAGCCGCAGAUCUUUUAUAUCCUGACCUUGCAGAUUAGAAAAUAUUCCUAUUUGUGGUGGGUGGGUGACUGAGGUUGUCACCACAGGUUACAUUUAUGCAAUGAAUGAAGAUAUAUAGAAGUAUAGAAGAGCCAUUAGAUUUGGUAGAACAUAUUUAGUGAUUUGACAGCAGUACACAUGGUGUCGGGGUCUGUAGUGAGGAGGACUGACGUUUUUAUUGUAUCUUUAACCAGACAUUUAGACGUACAUUUAUUUAGAAAUGUGUCUUUGUACAAUUCAGACAUGAUGAGCUCAGACCUGUAGCUUUCUGCUUUGAUUGUGGACAAUCAGUCUGCUUCAAAAGGGUUGUAGGGUCUGCUCCAUGUGAUACAUUAACAUUUUUGUAUGUAUAGGUUUUUUUUUAAUGUUUUACCUAUUCUUCGAUAUUAAUAGCCAAGUGCAUUCUUCUCAGUAUGCCAAUCAAAGGCUAAAACUUGGUAAAUCAGCAUGAUUUAGGAACACAUUUUAUUUUAUCACGAAAAAACAGACAUGUUACCUCACCUAAUGUUUAAGCAGAUGUUGAAAGCUUUAGUCCUCCUUCAUUCACUGCAUUUAUGUUGUUUUAUACGCUGUGAUUGCAGACAGACUAAUAUUAUAGAACCCUCUGUUUUCUACUGUUUAACUGCCAGCCAUCUAGAGGUUUUCUUGGAGAUGUUCAGUAAACACACUGUACAAUAGAGUUGAAAGUCUAUCACCUACACUGCUUUUUGUUUGUUUUUCCAGACAAAGUUAGUAUUUUUCUUUCAGUUUUGUUAAAACAAGCCAACUAGUAGAUAGAAACUUUUCUUUUUAUCAAUAUGUUUGUUAAAAUGUCAUAUGCCUGUUAAGGUGCAUUCAUUGUUCUUGAAGUGUGUUGAAACUAAUUAUCAAAGUCCAGGUAAUGUGAGAGUUCUGUCAGGUAUUUUAUCUUGUACACUGCCAUUCAAAAGUUUGGGGUCACUUGACCAAAAUGUUUCUCAUGAUCUUAAAAAUCUUUUGAUCUGAAGGCGUAUGCUUAAAUGAAAUUAGUUUUGUAGACAAAAAUAUAAUUGUGCCACCAUAUUAAUUUGUUUCGUUACAAAACUAAACUUGUAUUUAAAAAAAAAAAAAAAAAAAUUUUAAAUUGAUGACUUGGACCAAAUAAUAAAAGCAGCCAAUAAGUGCCCAACAUAGAUGGGAACUCCUUCAAUACUGUUUAAAAAGCAUCCCAGGGUGAUACCUCAAGAAGUUGGUUGAGAAAAUGUCAAGAGUACAUGUCUGCAAAUUCUAGGCAAAGGGCGACUACUUUGAAGAUGCUAAAAUAUAACACAGUUUUUAUUUAUUUUGGAUUUUUAUAGUCACAACAUAAUUCCCAUAGUUCCAUUUCUGUUCUUCCAUAGUUUUAAUGACUUUACUAUUAUUCUAAAAUGUGAAAAAUAAUAAAGAAUGAGUAAGUGACCCAAAACUUUUGACUUGUAGUGUAUGUGUGAAUUUUAAAAUUUCGAUUGUUAAAUUUUUUUUCUGCCAUGUGUGUUUUGUUUUAGUUUUUAGUUUUUUUUAUUAUUAUUAUUAUUUUUUAGGUUUUUUUUUCUGCCAUUAAAAAACAAAAAAAAACUAAGUUUGCAAAACUUUUGAACAUCAGUCGAUCAAACUAUAUCAGCUUUGAUUUCAUUGUUUGCUGCUGAAUUAUAAAUGACUGGGUCUGUUGCUCAUUGGUCAUCAGAUAAUGCCAGAUGUAAUGGAAAAUAUAUUGUGGUCUUUCUCAUUAUCAUUUGACAUUGCAAUUUGUGUUUCAAAGUGUUUGUGAAAUGGUAUUUACCAUCUUGGUAAACACAAACCACAAUGAUAUCAUAUGGAAAGAAUCUGAAUACAAAUAUUCUAAGCAUGUUUUGUUUUUUGUGAACAACAGUUGGUUCUGAAAUUUUUUUUUCUCAUACAAGUGUUUUGGUUGGUUUUGACAUUGUUUUAACUGCAUAAAAGGGAACUGUUGGUUGAAAAUGUAGCCAUUGUUUAGAAGAUGCUGCACACAUUUAAAACUAACUUUUCAAAGGCUGUUUCUUCAUGCUUAAUCUAAACUAAUGACCUCAGCUGUUUUUUUUUUUGUUUUUUGUUUUUCUGAGCUGAGUGUGUUUGUUCUACAGUUUGUAUCGUUGUUUCCACCACUAACAAUCAGAUAUUGGGAAUGUGUCAUGUAGCAGUGAAUAUUAUUAAUGCAUUCUAAUUCCUCCAUCUUUGCUAUAAUAAAUAUACAUAAGAUAUAUGUAUCUAUUUAGAAAUCUGUUUCAUAUCACAUUCAAUAAAUGUGUUUUGAUUUA
Molecule: messenger RNA, 4045 nt
Organism: Myxocyprinus asiaticus (Chinese sucker)
Lineage: Eukaryota; Metazoa; Chordata; Actinopteri; Cypriniformes; Catostomidae
Product: flotillin-2a
Exons: 11
Coding region: 166-1452 (428 amino acids)
Biological process (GO): regulation of myoblast differentiation; protein localization to plasma membrane
Cellular component (GO): plasma membrane
Source: RefSeq, a predicted model, not a curated record